Epinephelus moara (kelp grouper) is the source of this 2313-nucleotide messenger RNA. RefSeq names its product syntaxin 11b, tandem duplicate 1 (gene stx11b.1). The transcript is spliced from 2 exons. Gene Ontology annotation, biological process: intracellular protein transport; synaptic vesicle fusion to presynaptic active zone membrane; exocytosis. The record is from RefSeq and is a predicted model, not a curated record. NCBI's taxonomy places the organism in Eukaryota, Metazoa, Chordata, Actinopteri, Perciformes, Serranidae. Gene Ontology annotation, molecular function: SNARE binding; SNAP receptor activity. Gene Ontology annotation, cellular component: synaptic vesicle; presynaptic active zone membrane; endomembrane system. Bases 470 to 1366 code for a protein of 298 amino acids.
CCCUAGGAAAAAAGAGGCCUGUGCGCUUGAAUUGGCACUCAGUCGGUUCAUCCACACCAGCUGCUCACACCUCACUCUGUCCAAUCGACGCUCCUGAGGCGCAGCGUCACUGCAGAGGCCAAACCGACCGGGCUUCAUUCCUCAAGUCACAUCAGUACAGUCGCAUGGUGUGGCUCUAAACCACAGUUGAAUACCAGUUUAGGCUCCAAAGAUAACUGCAUUACGCAUGUAGGACCCUUUGUUCCUGCUCACAGUACGGAGCGGUCGACUUCACAACUGUAGGAUGGUGCUGUGGCACCACGGCCAUCUUACGUUAACGGACAAAGUUUGAUCCCUGUGUUCAUCAGAGCACAACAGGUCAGCCAUCCUUGGUGAGUCAUCUUUUCCAAUGUAUGUUAGAGGAGGGGAGAUAACCAGACACAGAAAUUCAUCUUGACAUUGUAACCGUCACUUGUUCUCCGGCCCAACCAUGAGGGACAGACUGAGCAACCUGCAGGAACUGUCCAACGGCCAUGUGGAGCAGAUGGAGUAUGCGGAGUCCACUGUCUCCGAUGCCUUCAGUAACGUGGACCUGGAGGAGGAGUUGCCCCAUGAGGCAGUGGUGUUUGACAACAGCCCCGCUCUGGUCGAGGUCUUCUCCCAGUCGCAGGACAUCCACAGAGAGAUCCAGCUCAUCCGCCUGGAGAACAAAAGGCUCCGUGAGCAGAACUCUCGCAUACUCCAGGGCGUCACCACCAUGAGCACUAUCAAAAGAGACUCCAAUGCUAUUGGUGCUGAUAUAAAGACUCGGGCUGAGGAUGUGCUGGGACGCCUGAAGGAAAUGGACAACACAGCCCACAAGCUAGAAGAAGAACACGGCUCAAAUUCCGCCGUCACACGUAUUGCCAGAACCCAGUAUGCUUGCCUCAGCAAUGGCUUCCGCGAUGCCAUGUUUGACUAUAAUGAGGCCGAGAUGAGCCAUAGGGAGAACUGUAAAGCCCAGAUCCAGAGGCAGAUGGAGAUAGUGGGACGUGAGGUGUCAGGAGAGGAGGUGGAGGAGAUGAUCGAGAAGGGUCAGUGGAACAUCUUUACUGACAACGUCAUGGCUGAGGGUAAAACGGCUCGAUCUGCUCUGUCCCAGAUUGAGAAACGCCACCAAGAAUUGCUGGACCUUGAGAGCCGUAUCCAGGGCAUCCAUGAGAUUUUCCUGGACAUUGCUAUGCUGGUGGAGGAGCAAGGCCCCAUGCUGACCACCAUCCAAACCAAUGUUCAGAAAACUGAUGAAGGCAUACAGGAGGCCCUCGUCAAACUGGGCAGGGCCAAACGUCAUGACAAGAACAACCCCUUUAGAAAGAUGUUUUGCAGCUGUUUCCCAUGUGUCGAAUAAUGACUGAACAGGAGAGAAAUGGGCAGAGGGAUGGCAAAAUAUGCAAAGAGAAGUGGAAAAUCUUAAUGACAUGAAAUAAUUUCUGUAUGUUUCAUUAGCACACUUGUCUUACUGACCUGUAGAGCUGUAGAUAUAAAAAACAGGAAGUGAAAUAAAGGUUUUAUGUGUAUAGAGAGACAAUAAUGCUCAGAUAAAAUAUUAAAAAAUGUAUUUCGGUAAUUCAUUGAUGUCUGUAAUGUUUGUAUGAGAGGCUUAAGGCAGGUAUCUCAAAUCAGAAUUCACCCCCCCAUGACUGAGGUGUGGGGCAGACCUGAAACAAAUAGUACCUGAAAUUAUUGUUCAUGUUUUUAUAGCCUGAUGAGUUUUUACCAAAUCACACAACUCAAAGAUUGAUGAUGAUGACGUUUGCAGAUCAAUUCAAAGAUGGGAUAUAUGUUUGUGCGGGUCAUGCUACCCGAAACAAUGAUUCCUGAUGCAGUAAAAUAUCCAAGUAGUCAAGCCGAAAGAAAUGUUAUGAUAUGCACCUAAAACAUGUUCAAGUGUCUGUAAAAACAGAUAUCCUAAAUGUAUGGCUGAAAGGAAUUGUUUUAAAAAUUGUACAGUUUAUGGGGUUGAUUCAACUGUAAAUAUCCUCUGCCUUACUAUAUAUAUAAAUUAUGAAAUGCUUGUGUUGAUAGUAACCAGUCAUACCGUAUUCACACUGUCAAAAUCCGCUAUUAUUCCUCAUAUUUACCAUCUCUUUGAGGACACAGUAAGUGAGGAGCGGCCGCAGUUUUACUAUAUGUUUUACUAGAUUCUAAAUGUUAUGCAGGGGUGUCAGGGAUCACACUUUUGAUGUGCUGUGAUGUACCCCUAUCUGCUACUUUUCACUGCUACUUGUCUGACUUUAUGUAUGAUAAUACCUUUCUUCUGUUGUGUCAUGUAUAUUACAUAAAUAGUUAUAUUAA